UUUUUGAAUGAAAAUGUAUCGUGGCUAUGGUGUCUGACUGCGUUAUGUUUGUGACGAUACGUAAAUAAAUGGUAACUUUUAUGACCAGAUCAUUGUCAGUUACUAGCAUUUGUCCCAAAAUAGACGGAGGACUUACUGUGUAUACGAUGAUUCGGUGGUGUCUCGUGUCUCUACAGUAUGUAGCUCUGUGCGGAGCUUUGACCACUCAACCACCACCAUUAUGGGGUGGGUUCGGUCCAUUUUUCGGUUCUUCUUGGUGGGACCAGUCCAAUUCUAACACGGCGGUCCAGGUGGCACAGGCGCCGGGUACUGAUCAUGCUGCGGCGCCUGUAAUUUCGCCGCCAAACCUGUUCAUAGAACCAGUCGCUGCCCCAGCAACUAAACCGCCAUCCUAUGAGACAGCAACUCCUGUUAAAGUGACCAAACCCGCCGCCCCUGAGGUGCCAACAGAACCAUCAAUUUCGCUGCAUGACCUUAUCAGACUUGCUGUUGGAGGGAUGGGGAUGGGCCAUGAAGUGAAAGGCUCGUCCGAUGUUUUCAAAAAUAUAUUUUCUGGUUCAUCAAGAGACACUAAUGCAAGUUCGUCGGAUUCAAAUCUUAAAUCUAAGAUACAAGAAACUACAAUAAAAACAGCUAUCAAAACCAUACAAAAACUGGCUACAACGGCUCCUGCAACGAAAGUUGCAGAGGCACCAGCAACGCAGAACAAAGUGGCACCAGCAACUAAGACAACGAAUGCGCCAACUACAACAACAAAAGCAACAACUACUACCACAACACCAAAACCAACAACAACAACUACUACCACACCAAAACCAACAACAACAACAACUACUACUACUACACCAAAACCAACAACAACAACAACAACGCCAUCUACGACAACGGUAGCACGUAUCGUCUUGACAACCAAUAAACCAAUAAUGAAAAUGACUAUUGGUGAGAUACUAAGGUUACAAUCGAAUAUGAAUGCCGAAGCAAACCAGGUUACCGUUAAGGCACAAGGAAGACCACGUGGUUGUCAUUACAAAGGGACAUUCUACAAGCCUCUUUCUGAAAUCGAGAAAGGUCAGACCGGAAACUGGUGCUAUGGCUCUUACUGUAAUCACGAAGGCGUUGUUGUUCACUGGGACGACCAUAAAUGCACAACAGCACAGACCGCGCCUUCAAUAACAAAGCCAACAGAAACCGUUCCGCCCGUAACCCAACCGACAGUAACCAAUCCAGUACAAACAGGCGGCAUGGGCGGAAUGGCUAGUUUUAUGAAUAUGGCCCAGAUGGCUGGUAUGGGCGGAAUGGCUGGUUCGGGCGGAAUGGCAGAUAUUUCUCGUUUUGCUGCAAUGAUGGGCGGCAAUGCUGGGUCAGGAGGAACGGGCGGAACUAGUGGAAGUAGUGGUAAUUCGGGGAUGGGAUGUUUUCACAAUGGAAAAUGGUACGCUCCAGGUGCGGAUAUUGAAAAUUUGAGGGACUAUGGACGUUGCUAUGGUACUUAUUGUAACUAUAAUUCAGAAAUUGUAAACUGGAAUGAUCGUUGUACUGCAACAGUUCCGACUCCAACGGCAGGAGGCAGCAUUAGUCAGAUGGGAAACAUGGAUCAAAUGGGCAUGGGCGGAGGAGGAUUAUGGAUGUCACAGAUGGGUAUAGGUGAAGGGGGGAUGGGAAUGUCACAGAUGGCGGCACUUAGUGGCGAAGGUGGAUUGGGUAUGGGUGGAGGGGGAAUGGGGAUGUCACAGAUGGCGGCACUAAAUGGCGAAGGUGGAUUGGGUAUGGGUGGAGGGGGGAUGGGGAUGUCACAGAUGGCGGCACUAAGUGGCGAAGGUGGAUUUGGUAUGGGCGGAGGGGGUAUGGGGAUGUCACAGAUGGCGGCACUAAGUGGUGAAGGUGGGUUGGGUAUGGGCGGAGGGGGUAUGGGAAUGGGAAUGUCACCAAUGGCGGCCUUUGGUGGCGAAGGAGGGUUGGGUAGUGGCGGAGAAACAGGUAUGGGUGGACAAGCUGGUAUGGGGACACAGUCGCAAGGUGGUUUGUCAAUGAGACAGCUACAACAACUAGACCUUAUAUAAGCUAUAUAGGACAAAUUCAGAUAGACAAAAAACAACUGGCUCUUUCUACCUCAGUAUUUCACAGUGUAACGCAUGGCGUGCAUUAAUGAAAUGGCAUUGCUUUUUUAUGAAAGUUGUAUCUAUGACAUACGUUACUUGUACAGACUUUGGAUCAAAAGUGGGAGAAACGUAAAAUCCGUAGGCGUUUCAAGAGUCCAUAAAUAUGUAUAAACGAACCAUAAUCUGGUUUAAUUUGUGUACAUAUCAGUGAACAGAACCAUCUGUGAGGACAAAACUGAAUGAAAGGCCGUGAAGGAAUGUCUAUUGUAACAACAUCGACCGAAAUGGAUAUUUUAUCUUCUGGGGCAUAGUGGCAUUCUUUAAGGUACUGGACCCGUAAAGACGAUCGGCAAUUUCCGUUUCAUUAUGUAUUUCCGGUUAAAUAGCGUAGGGGAACACGUAAUAACACUAAAAUUGCCGAUCGUCUGUGCAACCACCUUAAGUAAGAAUACUGGAUUACCAUAUUUUGUAAAAAAUAAACUGUUCCAGCAGAUGUAUUUUAAUUUUGAAAAAGAGGCGAAGUCCUAUUUUAUAUAUUCAGUAAUGUACUAACAACAGCUUCUUUUGUAAAGAUAUCUAAAUAAAACGUAAACAAUGAAUUCGUAUGCGUAAAAAAUAACUCGCACGUGAAAUGUCAGUCAAAACAAUACGUACUUAAAAAGCUUUUAUAACAUGUUUUAUGUCAGUAAAUCUUCUUUGAAGCAUAUAAAAGUCACCAUGUAAAGGUUUCAUGUCGCAAUGAAUCAAAUAAAAACUUACCAAAUAUAGUUCAGACUCACGAGUCGAGUUUAAUUAUUCAUUUUUUUUGUCGGAAGGAACAAUAUAUUUAUUGAAUUAACUAUGCUUAAGAGUAAACAUUUAUGCUGCCGAGGGUCGAAAUAAGUAAGUUAAUAACAUACCGAUAGUGUUGCUAAAGCGUUAUUAUUAUAGAAACAGGUCUUGCGGAAAAACUUUAUUUCCAAAAUAUAACUUUUCCGAACAGAUAAAGGUACCUUAAUUUGUACUGUAUUUACAAAAUUCGAAGCAUUUCACUGAACAUUUAUAUCCCCGAUGGUGUACUACACGAUAUAACAAUUUAAUUAAUUGUAUUGUAUCUUCUUUUUUUUCGCACGAAAAUGAUGUAGAAGAAAAAAAUGCUUGUGAAUUAACAAUGUUAUUUUCUGUUUCAAAUCUAGAGUUAUGUUAAGUUCAAUUGGAUUUACGCAGCAAACACGAAUUCCCACCGCAGCGAAUAGAAUGUGUCUACGGAUCGCUAAAAUUACAUGAAUAGUGUAGGCGGUCGUGAAUCGCGCAAAUAACAUGACUACCACGAAAAUAAUUAGACUCGUGUUUGCGGUUCGGCAACGCAAAAAUAACACGACUCCUGUAUGUGUGUCCAUUGCGAAAAUGACAUGACUCUUGAAGGUGUGUGUCCCCUGCGAAAAUAAUGUGAUUCUUGUAAGCAUCUGUGCCAGCCGCGAAAAUUACACGACUCUUGUGAGCGGCUCUCCACUGCGAAACAACACGACUUUUAGGCGGAUGUCCACUGCGAAAAAUAACACAACAGUUUCUCUUGUAGGCGGUUGAUAAACGCGUAAAUAUCACGACUCUCACGAAAACAGCACGACUCUUGUAGGUGGGUGUCCAUUGCGAAAUAACAGUACUCUUGUAUAGGCAGUUAACAAACGCGAAAAUAACACGACUUUUUUAGGCGGUCUGCAAAUGUGAAAAUAAUAAAACUCUUGUAGGAGAGUGUUCAAGUUGUGAAAAUAACAUGACUCUUGUAGGCGUGUGUCUAACGCGAAAAUAACGUGAUUCUUGUGAGCGACUGUGUCAACUCAUGGGUGUCAGUCAACUGCGAAAAUAAAGCGACUAUUGAAGGCGGCUGCCCACAGCGACAAUAUAACGUACGCGACUCGUGUGGGUGGUUGUCCAUCGCGAAAAUAAUGCAACUCUUGUAGACGGCUGUCCAUCACAACAAUUACAUGAAAUAGAUGCUGUAAAAUGACCUACACUUCUUCAGAACAUUUCUGUACUUGUUGAUAGCGGUUAACAUAUGUAUAAUUAUGUAACUAAUCAAAUGCAUUUAUCAACAUCAACACUACUCAAAAGUUUAAAUUCUAAACAAUAGCAUAAUUGUCAACUUCAGUUUUUGUUGUUUUGUUUAUGUGUUGUUGUUUAGUAACGGUUUAUAUAAUAAAGUUGUCAAAAUGCA
Molecule: messenger RNA, 4293 nt
Organism: Mercenaria mercenaria
Lineage: Eukaryota; Metazoa; Mollusca; Bivalvia; Venerida; Veneridae
Exons: 3
Coding region: 69-2060 (663 amino acids)
Source: RefSeq, a predicted model, not a curated record